AUGUCCAAUGAACCCGACAUCGAUCCAGGAGGUCCCCUGGAUGGGGACGAGCUCUUUGUCGAGCAAGUGGAUCCUUCCACAAGUGUAGAAGUUGUAGGUCAACCUUCAGUGGGAAUCCCUCAUUACAUGGUCGCCGAAGAUAGUGUUUGGGUCCAGCCUUUAUCUGACAUUAUAUAUCAGGAAGAUAUUGCCACUUCAUUUGAAGAUAUCCAAUAUGAAGGAUUAGAGACUGUUAAUCAGCAGAUACUUUCGACGGGCGAGGAAGUUUACCUGAUGCCUGAUGAAGAACGCGACUUCAAUGAGUUAACCGAGUCCGUGGAAAGUCUCCAAGUGGCCGCGCACGAAGUUGUUGUCGAUGAAAUGAUGCAACCGCAAGUUGAACCCACCGAAUACGCUCACAGUCUACCCAGACAAGUUGUUCGGGGCAUGCCCACUUACGUACGAACUAUCCCUCAACAUGCUGUACGACCAGCUCCGUCACAAAUUGUGACCAUGCCGGGUACUAACAGAGUGCGAUACAUUGUUCAACAAACACCUCAAGCCUAUGAAGUGCCACAAAAUCAGCACGUACAGUACGAGAUGAGGCCAAAGGCUAUGUUCGAGGGGCCGUCAAAUCAGGCGGUUAUACCUGUACAGCGGCCUGUACCCACAGUUCGAUCACGGUCGAAGUCGCAGCCGCGACGGCCACUGUUUGGAGAUUUGGAAGACGAUUCGUUAGCGUAUCUCGUGCAGGAAUACGAUGAAGGCGAAUGGGAUGGUGUUGAACUGGAGGACCAUGAAUAUUUCGUUGGAGAAAGAGCAGCAAUUAUGGCAGAAGAGGAUGAAGUUGGAAGUUCGAAUGUGCCUGCGGUUAAAAUGCAACAACGGCCGUAUUUUCCGCCAAAUCUUUCCCCAACUGAAAAGAAGGAAUACCUAUUUGUUAAUUACAAAAAAGCAUGUGAACGAUAUUUUCCGUUCGCGAAUGUUGCAAUGCUCGAAGCGGAUACUAUAUACAAACCGGUCGAAGCGUUUGCAAGUGAUUUAUAUCGAUUUCAUUCUCGAGGUGCUCAUAUUCACGGGUUUUUUCGGACUGUGAUUGAUACACGGGACCCUCCUAGUCAUGAUCAAACCAGGUAUAUCCAGGAUAUUCAAUUUGGCAAAGUCUUCCCUUUGUUCCCCGAUUACGAAGAAUGGGACGACAAGAUGAGGGAUGAAUUCCGCCAGUUAACUAGUCGUUUAUUACGGGUAUUCGAAAGAAAAUACUUUUAUGCCAACGCUGGAAUUGGCCACGGUCAAGCACCUGUUGUUAAACGUGGACCAAAACCGCAGCCAAAACCCCCUCCUGAUUAUGCUGAACAGCAGAAAAUAGGAGCAAAGAAUCCCAUCCCGAAAGGUUUUCAAGCUGUUAGAGCUACCACUAAUCAAUCCAGGAUAGGUACAACAAAACCUAUAUCACAGGCAACUGUUAUUUCUCAACCUAUCGCUGCAGCAACCAGGUUAACACCGUUAACUGGGUUACCGUCUAUGAGUGAGCCUGUGGCCGUCCCAGAUGAAGUAGGUGCAGCUCGAGUGGAUGCUUUUGAACACAAUAAGCGGGCCGAUGUGAAACGUAUUGUGAACGAUGCUUUCGCAGCUCGUGAACAAGGAAGUUCCCAUUAUAUUGAAUACGAAGCGGAACCGUCGGAUCCACGGACGUUCAUGUGUCGAGCGCCUCCAGGACCGUCUAAGACUGUUCGGCAUCAGAGGUCGAUGGGAAGCAAGGCUAUGCGCAUGAUUCAUAACCGAACAAUUGAACCGACUAUUGAUCCUGUUUCUGGGAGAUAUGUUGUCUCCUUGGAUGAAAUCAGGAGUCAACCCCAUGUUCCGACUGCGGCCGAAUUGGCAAGAUAUGUUCCACGACCUGUCCACACUCUUCGUGAGAUGGCUGAUUCUGCCAGGAGAGGAGGCUACACUACUCAAGCGAUAGUGCGACCGCAAGGAGCACGUGUUUCUAGGAUAGAUCAAGCUCCACGGUUCAGCUACAAUGCUGGUUCCUCUAUAGCUGCAUCACAACCGCACCAUUUAUCCAACAAUUCUGCGAUAGGCAGAGCACCUAUUCUCCGUAGUAUUGCUGGAUCAACAAUUGCGAGUUCGACAGAAGUCCCAACUGGGAACGCGGUACCUUUUCAGGGAUCCGUAAGUCGCAAUGAGCAUGUUUACCCGAGAAGUCAUUCAUCGGGUCGUAAUGCUCAACCGCCUGUUUCAAGUUAUCGAAGAAGCGCUUCAAGCGGUAGACCGGCAGAAACAAGCCUAGCAUCAACCGUAACAUCACGGCCGAAAGACUUUGAUGCCGAACCGUAUAUAGAUGUUGACGAUGAGUCGGAAUUCACCGAAGUUCCCUCAGCUGACAACCAAGUAACCAUCACAGAUAACCUAGCUUCCUCAAAACCCCGUGACAGAAGUGAGCCAGCAUUAAUGGCGGUUUCCAGCCAACCGAGGGCGCAUGAAUCUGACCAGAAUACAGCACCCGCAAACGCAUCAACAAUAUCAUCGUCGACAUCUGACGGUAGAAACCAGAAAAGAACCGUUGUAUUACGAGAUGAAAAGGGUCGUCUGCGAAGGGGGAUUAAGCUACCUGAUGGAACUAUUUUACUUAGAGUGAUUGAUGAUAAGAUGGGACCAGAACCUAAACCUCGUGAACCAACUGCUGGUGGAGUGUAUGCAAUGCACUCAAUGGGUCGUAAGGAUGACAAGAAAGUGGUUAGACGAGUAGAUCAACAGUGGAAACGAAUCCAAGCGCCUGUCACACCGUGGACUCAUCCCUCUGAAGAAUUUAUGUCAGCGGAUGCACACGCAGCGGAUUCGUUGCCAUCUAACAAGAACAGAAACAGGCGCAAAGAUUUGAUCCAAACAGAAGACGACGAUGAUAUUGUACUAAUUACGGAGACACGGCAAAGUAGAUCGACAAAGAAGAGCGAGAACUCUUCAAAGAAGCGCGGCAGGAGGUCCAAAAUUGAACUGGAAUCUGAGGGAGUGACUGCGCCUAGAUCGAGAUCUCAGCGUCGACCGAAAUAUUUAACUCGCCACUGUCCAGUAAGCGAAGCAGUACCUCAUCGAGCUGUCUCGUUAUCAGAAGAAAAGCGACAGACCUUUCUUCGUAACCGUCUUCUUAAACAGGAGGAGGAGGAUGCGGAAAACAUAUUCAUUGAUGUCGUGUCGGUUGACAGUUCGAUCGAAGAUAGCGUUCGUGAUUUGAUCGCAUCGGUUCCUCCACCUUCUCAAGGAUCAAACGAUUUUCAUGGUUUACAAGAAGGGAAUGAUUUACACAAUCAUGAUGCAAAUGACUUGUCACGUGAGAGAAAGAAGGCUGGACGUCCUCACAAGAAAUUUAGAGGUAGACUUGCCAAACAGAAACAAGCCAUUCGGGAUGCUGAAAUAGCCGAAAAAGUCGCAAUUAAGCAUCGUGAACUGCCUGUCCUUGAUUUGGCAUUAAAAGUAAUAGAUGAUCCAUCGGUUGAACUUCCGGUUGAAGCACCUAUUGUGAGCUUGGUUCUGGAUCCAACAAUUGCCAUUGAUGCUGCUUUGCUUCAUGAAGUUGGUGAAGUACUUAAGGAGGUUGUAGCAAAAGUUUCACUGGAGGAACUUGAACCAAGGAGAGAUGUGAAAUCACGAUCUAGAAGGAAUUGGGAUUAUUUACCUGAACGCGUUCGUUCUAAAAGACAGGAGUACAAGAAUCUAAAUGUACCAGUUAGUGAAAGGAGUCCUCCACCACCUCCUCUGAAAAGCAAACCUAGAGGGCGAAAUUCGGAGAAGUAUCGUAAAGCGGCCGCGCUUGCUGAGUACCCACCGUCAGGUUCCGCAGCUAAUGAAGCAUCACAUCCAGAGGUUGCUUCUGCGUUACCAACACAACAUAUUUUGGAAGAUUUUUCCAUUCUCGAAUCAUCAGCACCGGACAUUGUCUCAUUCUUUGAAUCAGACCAUGGUCCUCAGCCGAAAUCUGUGCCUCAGGUGUCAAAUGAUGCGGAUCAAGGUCUUAGCCUAGAACAUGAUUCGGAACUUCAACUGAGCAAUAUUCUGCAAAGCAAAGAUGAUUUGGUCACACCUGUCAGUGAAGAAAGCGUGAACGACGAAGACCUUGUCGAUGUGAACGUCGACAAUUUCUUUUCCGAUGCCUUUACUACUUCGACUUCUGGUGAUGAAGAAGAAACACCAUCACAGAAACUUCAAAAAUGGCAGAAAUGCAUCAAUGAUGUCACUCUUCCGACACCGAACACCUCACCAACAAAAGUAAAACGACUCGCCGUUGACAAAUCGUGCGAAGAAGUUGAGCAAACCUCCGUAUCCUUCAACACCUUCGCUUCAACAAGCGUAUCCUUUGGUUUUGACAAUCUCUCCGUGAGCGCACGCGAACUCGGAGUUGAAAAUGUGGCUGCAAUGGUGGAAGAAGACCUUGCAAUUCAGGAUAGACGUGUAUCUGCAAUAGAAAAAGAACUAAUAGCAGAUGCUCUUCUUUUUGAAGCACAACGACAAGCACAGCAGUCUUCGUCAUCUCAGAGCUUCGCUGCUCCAGUCGUCGAAGGAGAUCGUUUAGAUAUUGCAGCAGAUGUGAACAUGGAUUUCUCGCCGCCUUCGAACAAACAAAAUGAAAGAGAGUCGUUGGCUUCUCACAUCUUGUAUAUAAACAGUGUGGAAACGACUGCUCUAGAUGCUCACUGGGAAGAGAAUUCCAUUGAGGAAAUAUUCGAAAUGAGUGGGAAAGGCGAAUUUGAGAAGACUGGGUGUACUUUGGCGAUAAUUGUACAAGAGAAUGCGACUUUGGGUUUGGUUGAUGCAAAUUUUUCGUUAUCGCCUGUAAGAAGUCCCUCCGACGGACUGCAGAUGGAAGAUUCGGCGGAACUGGGUGAACAUCGGGAAUGUACCAUCACCCUCCUGGAGCCACCCGUAGUAAUAUAUGAAAAGUAUUUGUUGGCUUGUUCUGCAAGAGAUUAUGCACUGGAAAAGAGCGGCCAAGAUGAUUCUGCUAGCACAUCUGUUUGUAUUUCUAUACCUCACGAAGAAGCUAGGGAGUUCUCCACGGUUGAUGUCCAUCAUUCUUUCUCUCGUGAAGAGCAAUCACAAGAAAGUGAGAAAUCGUUCGCUUUGAUUAGAACUGGAGAAGAGAUUAUUGAAACUCUGUCAAUCAGUAGUGUUACUGUCGCAGAUGAAGAUACUUCGCAAACACAUCCUGGUGAUUUCACCGAAUGCGGUCCAACUCCUCUAGUCUCGUCUCUAGAAGAUCUCGAAGCAGUCCAGCCUAUCUUUGAAGCUUUCCCAGUUUCACCUAAACCUAUAGAAAUUGUGCAGGAUUUUUUGGAAUCGGAGUACGUUACGGCCAGAGAUGUCGUGGAUUUCCUUAUCGAAUCAGUGGAACUUGAACUUCAGCGACUCCUUGCGGAAGAUGCUGUACGAGCUCGAACGGCAGAUACGUCUUUGAAUGACAACGUCCGAACUGCAUCCUGCUUUUUUCGUAGAAAAUUCCCUGAUGAAGAGAGUGGUGUUGAAUAUGAAGUGCCUCCUAAAAGAAAGAAAUCUGUCAGCAUUGAAAUUAGUCCGUCCAUAUGCUUUUAUGGAAUCGGUAACGAGUCAACAAACGAAUCUGAGGUGCUCGAUGUGCGGUUAACUGAAGCUACGCCUAAGCAGAGGACAAAGCGACGAGGAAGAAGAGGCAGGAAAACUGACAAAUCGGAACAGCAGCAGGUUAUUUCGUCCCUUCCUUCUCAGGUGUCCAGAGACGUAGUAGCUGCCGAGGUCAACUGCAUCUCAGAGUACCUUCGCAGCGGAGAUCAAAUCGAUGCUGGAUUUUCAUCAUUAACACAUCUCGAGUCGUCUUUCUAUGAUUCUCCGGAUUUGUUUGGUUUCGGAGAGGCUCGAGUGAAACGGCGAUCAAGAUCGAAGAAAGAGAAAAAACCAGUUCCUGUUCGAGGGGAAGUGAUUACAAGAUCGAAAGCCAGAGCUCUAGCUGCUGCUUCGGCAGACAAACCCAGAAUUGUGAUUCGAAUCAAGAAAUCCGCAAUUGGAGCAGUGGUUCACCGAAAAGAACCAGAUCGGAUCUUUGGCACAGAACUAGGAUUCUUUGGUCGUAAAUUGGCGAAUCUUAUCCAACAUCUCAAAGAGCGCCAAUUCCAAAUGUCAUUCCUCUUGUUGAAGGAAUUCAGACCACGGAUGAAAAGAAGUGCAGUCGAUAACAUUAAAUGUGUUCUACCUUCGGAUUCGGUCAUGUUCACUACAUCUCGUCACCGUAACCAUUUGAUAUCAGAUUUCAAUCUUACCAUGGUUAGACCGAGAAAUCCUGUCGUGAGAUGUGAUGCCGAUAUUGGUCCUUUGAUGGCUUCAAUGAAUCCAGUUUCUCCAAUUCGUUUGUCUCUUCCUCGUGCUGAAGGCAGCCUGGAACAUGCGGUCGAACAAUUCGAGAAGGGUAUUGGUUGUGUUCUGGAACAAGUCGACAAUGCAAGAACCAUUAUUGGGAAUCUUCGGGAUAAAAUGCAUUGGUCGCUUCACUUUCUGCUGGAUUCACAACUAUUCCUAUUGGACGUCCUCUACGAACUGUGGGGUUUUACAGCUCGAACAGUUCAGAUCGCUGUUUUCAGUGUCUAUCAGACAUGUUUAUGGGAAAAACAUAGCGAAUUGUUUGACGCACGUAUGUACUGUCUCCUUUUCGAAUUGAACGCAUCCGCUGCUCUUUCAUGUAAUAUAGACACAUGUGCGUCAUAUCUUCGAAGAUUUGAGGAGUGGUGCAGGAAGUCCAUCAACUGUACAUCUAUUUACAAUCAUGUUCACGGCAUGGCGCUAUCGGUGAUCAAACUCAUCGCUAUACCAGACGUGUUGAAGCGGUUACAACAAAUGACCCUCUGGGAUUCUAAAGCCCGACCGCCUAAAACAAGUGAAGAAGUAUUUUGUAUGGAUUUGGCUCCAUUUUUUCAAGUUGGAACAUGUCCAUUUAAAAAGGAGGACUUUGAUCUUGAAAAGUUGUUGAACGCUCGGAUGCACUUAGUCAAUUCACCUCUUGAAAACUUGGUUGGAUUUGGUGCUGCACAAGAUAACAACCGUUCGGAUGCGUUCUCGUUCCUUUUUCCAUCGCACGCUGUUGUUGAAUUGUGCCGGAAACAAAUCUUUAAUGAGAUCGAAUCCUUCUAUCGUACCCACGACAUUAAAUCUAUUGUUUCGCUUUCCAAUCGUGACCUAUAUGUGCUGUCACCUAUUGCUAGGGGAUAUUUUGUUUCUCGAGUCACUGAGUCUCGGGCACAAGGAUACAUGCGGAAUCAUAUAAUGAAUCUGGAGAAACUCAUUGAAAAGCUGAAUGGCGCAUACUCUGAUCUCAAAGCUAACGUCGAGAUGCAAAAUCAGGCAGAGUUCAACUAUCCAUGUGGACAAGUGGUGUUUGGUUUCGAAUGUGGUACUGUGAAUGUAUGCAUCAACAAACCAUUGCCUGAAUCAGUACCCCAACCAAGUACUGAAGAAAUUGAAGAAGCUCGGCGUAUUAUGGGAAAUGUCGUUGAUAAUACGAUAUUCCAUCCAACGACGAUCAACAUUCAUUCCGAUGAGUUGAGCUUAAAGAGUCAUCGCAUGAAGAAAUCAGUUGAAGCAGUGAAGAGAUGGGUAGCAAGCAUCCAGAGCACAUCAGUGGAUGAGAUAGAAAAUGGGGAUUUAACUAUCAUUCGUGGUGAUGAACAUAUGGAAGUGGUGUAUCCGAGCAGUCCAGCACGAGUUCAAAUAAUCGACGACGAGGACGAUGACGAUACCGAAUUUGGUUCUUGCGAAUUAACAACAAGGAAGUGUUGUGACAGUGAUACGAUAACGACGGUUAUCGCUGGCAGGAAGAUCCAAUACACUGUCGAUUGCGAGCAAGGAUAUUUGAAGAUGAAGACCAUGGAUUCGACAGUAAAUGAUGACUCUACUGAUGAUCUCACGGCUACAAACACCUUCAGCACUGCGUCGUUCAAUUCGUUCGAUCAAAUCGAAACUCUCAAAAUUAUACGGUCCAAAGAGACUGGUGAAUUAGACUGGAUGGCCAUGAUUCAAAAUGCCCUAGAAGCAGCACCACCUCCAGAAACUUUACCAGGAUUUUUGUUGAAGAAGGAGUCUGCUGAUUAUAGGACUCUGGAUAUAAUGAAGCUCCAUGAACAUGCUAAUCAUUUUGUUCGUGAAACCGACGAAGACGGAGAGUUUCUGGAUCAACGUAAGGAGAUGCGUGAAAAGAUCAAACCGUUCCAACGUGUCGACUAUUUUGAAAGGAGGAGAAAUGCAAGAUUCGAGAAGAUCAAUAGUUCGACACCGCUUGAAAUGCCUAGGCCUGGGCCAGGAACCCUUGAUCAACUUCCUGCCUAUGGGAUUUGGAUCCAUCAGGUGUCGGUAUAUGCUGAGUUGGAGAAAAAACGGUUGAUGGCCUUGAAACCUGUGGAUAAUAUCGGCCGAUGUCGUGCAGCACGUUCUGAGAUGAUUCGCGGUUUCUCAAUUCCUAGCAAACAGAGGAAAAGAUCUGCAUCAGCGGUGUAUUGGUUAGGCCGUACAAUGCGUGAACAUUUUGGGGAAUAUAUCGAGUUAGGGAUGUCCAGACUGGAAUACGAGAAAACACAGUCGGGUAAAGAAAAAAGCGAUUCACGAGGAUUCGGCUCAGAUGAUGUGAUAACUGACUACUUCAUCAGCAGAAACAAUACUCCGACAACAUUAGUUGAUCCAUCAGAAUUAGCCGAAAAUCCAUAUUCAUAUUUCCGGCCGACAAAUCUCUCGAGGAAGCGUCAUCCAUCACCGUUGUUGUUGGAAAGUUCGCUAGUUAAGCGUUUUCCUGAAUAUCCUGUGUUUGCUCCGUUGGGAGUGGCAGUGGAUGAGCCUGAAACGCUGUACCCGCCUAUGGAUCCAAAUCUACUAACAAGUGAUGAUGACGACGACGACUAG
Molecule: messenger RNA, 8889 nt
Organism: Necator americanus (New World hookworm)
Lineage: Eukaryota; Metazoa; Nematoda; Chromadorea; Rhabditida; Ancylostomatidae
Exons: 53
Coding region: 1-8889 (2962 amino acids)
Source: RefSeq, a predicted model, not a curated record